Python bivittatus (Burmese python) is the source of this 2751-nucleotide messenger RNA. It is a transcript of the gene STAC2, whose product is annotated as SH3 and cysteine rich domain 2. NCBI's taxonomy places the organism in Eukaryota, Metazoa, Chordata, Lepidosauria, Squamata, Pythonidae. Gene Ontology annotation, molecular function: protein binding. The record is from RefSeq and is a predicted model, not a curated record. Gene Ontology annotation, biological process: positive regulation of voltage-gated calcium channel activity; skeletal muscle contraction; positive regulation of protein localization to plasma membrane.
UAAAGGGAAACUAAGUGGAAGAGGAGGGAAACCCUCCAGUCAUUCUCCCGGGGGGGCUGGGAGACCAAGGCUUCCCGGUCCGGCGCGGCGGGAGAAGAGGCGGUUUUGGAUUUAAGGUGGGAGGGGAGGGGCGGAAGAGCUCCGGUCCGCAACCCUGCUGGAGAGCCGUGCUCGGCUGCUCGAGCUCCGGACCCCCAGCUCAGCCGGACGCGUCCUAGGCGCACCAUGACCGAAAUCACCGAGAAGGAGAACGACCCCCAGCACAGCACGGAUGCGCAGCAGACCCCGAGGACCGGUUCCUGCCUGCAGGAAACAAAGCUGCAACGGUUCAAACGCUCUCUCUCACUCAAGACCAUCCUGCGCAGCAAGAGCAUGGAGAACUUUUUCCUGCGCUCCAGUAGUGAGUUCAGGCUGCCCUCUGACGUCCUGCUCAGCCCUCCUGAUUCCGCGCCACCCCCUUCUCCACCCCCAGCUCCCACCGAAGCAGAACCCUCCCCCAGAGCCCUCCACAAGUCCUUGGGGACCCUCAAGCCCAUGAAGACCCACAGCUUCCAGGAACACAUCUUCAAGAAACACAACCCUUGUGAAAUUUGCCAUCAGCUUAUUGUAGGAAACUCCAAGCAAGGCCUACGAUGCAAGACAUGCAAAGUUAGUGUGCAUCUGUGGUGUUCAGAAGAAGUUUCUCAUCAGCAGUGCCUGGGCAAGACACAGGCAACCUCUUUCCGCCGUAAUCUCAGUUCUCCUCUGCUGCUGCAUGAACCACAGCCCCAACCAGCCCCAGCCAAGGAAUCUCCCCCUGCAGCAGGCCCCAGUGGAAAGGUGGAUCCCAUUUAUGAGACUUUGCGCUACGGUACUUCUCUGGCCUACAUGAAUCGCUCCAGCUUCAGCAGCACCUCAGAGUCUCCCACCAAGAGUCUGAAUGAGAAGGAGGAAACAGCUCAGAACACAGAAGCAGGUGGAUCAACAGCAGAGGAAAAUAUGACUGAUAACGUUUUCUCAGUGGCAGCAGAAGGCGAGGGCCCCGUGUUGGAAGAAAAGAACUCAGGGCAACAGCCAGCUCAAGGCUGUACGCGCAAAGAGGUCUCACCCAUGUACUCUUAUGUUGCUCUCUACAAGUUUCUGCCUCAGGAGAACAAUGAUCUGCCACUGAAGCCUGGAGACCGAAUCAUGCUGAUAGAUGAUUCCAAUGAAGAUUGGUGGAAGGGAAAGAUGGGAGACCGCAUCGGCUUUUUCCCAGCCAAUUUUGUCCAGCGAGUUCGUCCAGGUGAAACUGUCUGGAGAUGCUGCAGGACUUUCUGUGGGAACAAAGAACAGGGACAGCUGAGCCUUAAAGAAAACCAGAUCUGUGUUGGUGUGGGGAAGACCAAAGAGAAUGAAGGUUUCAUCAAGGUGACAAGUGGCAAAAAACGAGGGCUGGUGCCUGCUGAUUCUCUGACCGAAAUUUGAACGUGAAAGGAGAGUGAAAAGCAAAGUGAGAGAAGUAUAAAAGAGGACGCCUUGCAAGGCGAGGGCAGCUGCCUUGCGUCCCUCCAGGCCACCCCAUACCGGAGCACCUGGACAAUCACUGUUUCACGGAAUCUUCCCACUGGAUCCUGAGAACAGCUUUUGUGGAACGAAUGAGAGGCUGGGGGGGAACUGGCAGGAGCACCACUUACUGCUUUUAUCCAUGUGGGGCUUGAAAUUCACCCUGGUUUGACUUAGUUUCUCGUCACAUUCACUGCAGUCUGUAAAGGUCUUUGGUGAGAGCUCUGUGUUGUGAGUGUGAGGGAGAUUUCUUCUGCUGUAAUUCACCCUUGUUCUUCUUGUCUUUGGACCCUGGCAACAGAUGCCAGUUGAUAAUCAACUAGCCUUAACUUAUUGGGAGGGGUCUAUCUUAGUAUAAGGCUCUUGUCCCCCUCCCAUUUUCAGAAGUUCCCCAGUCAUUCUGUGUUGCAUGCAAGCUACCCAUGGACAUGCAAAGUCCUCCUCUGACCAAGGAGGCCACACUGGUGUGUUGGUCUAUGUGUUAGUUUUCUUUCUCUGUAUGUUGGUGUGACUGUUUGCUCACAAUUGGUAUCACCUUCUGUCAAAAAGAUGAUGUGGCAGGGCAAUCAUAGACAGCCUUUUAUUGGUCACGUACUGAGGAGUCUUAUCCUGGAGCCUCUUCUGCUUACCUUUUAGGAGGCCAAAUGGUUUGCAAUUCUGUUGUCCCCCUUCCUGGCUCCUGGGGGUACUCGUACAACUUUGUUUGCUCCUCAGUGUGUGGUGGAUAACCCACCAUAUAACUGAUGGCAGCAUCGACCAUUUCUCAGGGACCUUCCUUAGCCAGAUGGUUUUUUUUUUAACUAAACUGAGAAUGUUACUGCAUUGCUCACUGGAGGAGUUCAAAAACCUUGGUUACUCCAAAUUUCCUUGUUUUCCCAGCAUGCUUUCAGCUACUUGUCAUUUGCAGAUGUAUUUUUGUAAAAAAAAAAAAAAAGGGAGGGAAAGAAAAGAAAAGAAAAGAAGAAAAAAAGAAGGAAAAUGAAAGAAAGAAAAAGAAAAGAAAGAAGAUUUUAAUUCUAUGACUUGAAAAGAGUUAUUUAACAUAGUAUUUGCCUAGACAUCCCUAGUAUGACUAAGCUGGUAUUUUCCAGACUUGAUUUGCUGGUUAAGAAGGGACUCCUUGUUAAAUCCUAUGUAUCUAAGGCCCAGUUGGCAUACAGGUAGUCCUCGCUUAACGACUGUUCAUUUAACAACAGUUCAAAGUUACGACGGCCUCAAAAAAGUGCU